This is a messenger RNA of Melanotaenia boesemani (Boeseman's rainbowfish), 1357 nucleotides long. RefSeq names its product proenkephalin-A-like. The record is from RefSeq and is a predicted model, not a curated record. The coding region runs from base 200 to 937 and encodes 245 amino acids. Gene Ontology annotation, cellular component: axon terminus; neuronal cell body; plasma membrane. Gene Ontology annotation, molecular function: opioid receptor binding. Gene Ontology annotation, biological process: sensory perception; chemical synaptic transmission; neuropeptide signaling pathway. The transcript is spliced from 3 exons. Lineage: Eukaryota; Metazoa; Chordata; Actinopteri; Atheriniformes; Melanotaeniidae.
CGCACUCUGCAGCCGCUUCAGACAGCGCUCAACUCGUGUUCCUGUUGGACUUCCAACGCCGUCUGAAGGUCCGAUCCAGCUUCAGUCUUCAGGGUGCACGUGCUCGCGCCACUUAGCGGACUCCCACCAGCUAGAAGCGUCGGGAGCAGUUUGGACUAAAAACCCUGAGAAAGUUGAUUUUUACAUCAAAGAAGAGUCCAUGGCUUCCCGCGCACAGAGGAGCUGUUUAUGGAUGUUGAUUCUGGGCGCGUGCGUGUCUCUGGUGGUCGGAGCGGAAUGCGGGAAGGAGUGCGCGCUCUGCCUGUACCACGCGCGCGGACAUCAGUCUGCUCUGGCAUGCUCUCUUGAGUGUCAGGGUGUGUUGGACAGCCAGAGACUGCGUCUGUGCCAGGACUUCUUGUUUGAGGAGGAAAACGGUCUUUCUCUGGAUGCUGACCCCAGUCCACAGCAGGACCAAGAAGCAGUAGGUGCCAUGACACAUGACGAUGGUGCGGAACAAUCGCCUGAACAUCUGAUGGCAAAGAAGUAUGGUGGCUUCAUAAAACGCUAUGGUGGUUUCAUGUCUCGCCGUUCCUCCUCUCCAGAGGAAACACUAGAUGAUCUGGAAAACCAGGAUGAGGAAGAAAAUAUUCGACUUGAGAUCCUUAAGAUCAUCAGCGCAGCAGGAGAUCAUGGUGGUGAGGAGGAUAGUCAUGGAGGAGAGGUGGUGAAGAGGUAUGGAGGCUUCAUGCGUCGGGAUGAAGGAGGGGUGGCGCCGGCCGACCUGCUGAAGGCAGUGUUAGACCGAGGUCUGAAGAAGCGUUACGGAGGCUUCAUGAGGCGUGUAGGCCGGCCUGAAUGGUUGGUAGACAACAACAACAAGAAUGCGGGGAUGAUGAAAAGGGCGUGGGAGAAUGGCAGUGGGCUGCAAAAGAGGUAUGGGGGGUUCAUGGACUAGGUUGUCUGAAUUCUGACCCUCUGUCGUUUUGCCCCUCCAGUCUUCUAUUGUCAACUUUGGUGUCUGGACUUAUUGGUGUUUGAGUCAACGUCCAACCCCCUUACAGAGUACACUGCACCAUCUGGCUUUGUAAAUUGUGCUUGUGUCUACAUCAUCGUUUCAACUUGUCCUGGAAUGCUAAAAAAUAUAAACAUGAAUCAUUUUCUGGUGUUUUUGAUUUUCAUUGUAUUAUUUAUUAAAAUAUUCUGUUCAUGGAGGUGUGUUGGUGGGUUCAUUACUUCAGUUUUACCAAGAGCCUGGGUUUAUGCAUGAUAAUUUCCUACAGCUUUUACAUAUAAAUUAAACUGACAAUCACCAGGAGUUCCUAAAAACCAUAACCAAGACAGCAACAACAAUGUAUCACAACAACAAUCAAAGUAC